Cuscuta campestris is the source of this 2529-nucleotide messenger RNA. The record is from the annotation of a GenBank genome assembly. Lineage: Eukaryota; Viridiplantae; Streptophyta; Magnoliopsida; Solanales; Convolvulaceae.
UGGUGUUUCUUACUACAGAGCGCACUUCGUCAUUCUAAAAUCCAGAUCUCAUCUUCAUCGUCUGUUCUAGCACUCCAUUUUUGGAGCUUCGGCCGAUCCAACGCUCUCCCUGGUAGAUAGAAGCAGAGGUGGAUUAACCAUGGCCGUAGGUGGCUAUUGGAAGCGAAGCGGUUCACUCGGCGUCCUUGCAAUUGUUUUCAUCGGAUGUCUAGCUGCAAUAUCUAUUGCAAAGGAGGAGGCGCCAAAGUUAGGCACAGUCAUCGGCAUUGAUCUUGGAACAACUUACUCUUGUGUUGGUGUUUACAAGAAUGGUCAUGUCGAAAUCAUAGCAAAUGAUCAAGGAAAUCGUAUUACUCCAUCAUGGGUUGCAUUCACUGACAGUGAAAGAUUGAUUGGUGAGGCUGCAAAGAACCAGGCAGCUGUCAACGCCGAGAGAACCAUAUUUGAUGUUAAGAGACUUAUUGGAAGAAAGUUUGAGGAUAAGGAGGUUCAGAAGGAUAUGAAGCUGUUUCCAUACAAGAUUGUGAACAAGGAUGGAAAGCCUUUUAUACAAGUGAAAAUCAAUAAUGGGGAAGUCAAAGUGUUCAGCCCUGAGGAGAUCAGCGCUAUGAUUCUUACAAAGAUGAAGGAGACAGCUGAAGCUUUCCUUGGAAAGAAGAUUAAGGAUGCAGUAGUUACUGUUCCCGCAUACUUCAAUGAUGCCCAAAGGCAGGCUACAAAGGAUGCAGGCAUAAUUGCUGGACUUAAUGUUGCAAGAAUUAUCAAUGAACCAACUGCUGCUGCCAUUGCCUAUGGACUUGACAAGAAAGGUCUUGAGAAGAACAUCCUUGUGUUCGAUCUUGGUGGUGGGACAUUUGAUGUCAGUAUCUUGACCAUUGAUAAUGGUGUCUUUGAGGUUCUAUCCACUAACGGUGACACCCAUCUGGGAGGUGAGGAUUUUGAUCAGAGGGUCAUGGAUUACUUCAUCAAGCUGAUCAAGAAAAAGCAUGGAAAAGACAUAAGCAAGGAUCACAGGGCUCUUGGAAAGCUCAGAAGGGAGUGCGAGCGUGCCAAGAGGGCAUUGAGCAGCCAACACCAAGUCAGAGUAGAAAUUGAGUCGCUCUUUGACGGCACUGAUUUCUCCGAGCCAUUGACCCGUGCUCGCUUUGAGGAGUUGAACAAUGAUCUCUUCAGGAAGACAAUGGGGCCGGUGAAGAAGGCCAUGGAAGAUGCUGGGUUGGAGAAGAAGCAAAUCGACGAGAUUGUCCUUGUUGGUGGAAGUACCAGGAUUCCAAAGGUCCAACAGCUUCUCAAAGAUUUCUUCGACGGCAAGGAGCCUAACAAGGGAGUGAACCCAGACGAAGCAGUUGCUUAUGGUGCUGCUGUUCAAGGCAGCAUUCUGAGCGGAGAAGGCGGAGACGAAACAAAAGAUCUUCUUCUUUUGGAUGUGACUCCACUUACCCUCGGUAUUGAAACCGUGGGUGGAGUGAUGACCAAAUUGAUCCCUAGGAACACUGUGAUCCCAACAAAGAAGUCCCAAGUCUUCACCACUUACCAGGACCAACAGACAGUCGUCUCCAUUCAGGUUUUUGAAGGUGAAAGAAGUCUUACCAAGGACAACAGACUUCUUGGAAACUUUGAGCUCACCGGAAUCCCACCAGCUCCGAGGGGAACCCCACAGAUAGAAGUCACAUUCGAGGUUGAUGCAAAUGGCAUAUUGAACGUGAAGGCAGAAGACAAGGGCACUGGCAAGUCAGAGAAGAUCACCAUCACGAACGAGAAGGGCCGCCUGAGCCAGGAAGAGAUUGAGCGCAUGGUGCGCGAGGCGGAGGAGUUUUCAGAGGAGGACAAGAAGGUGAAGGAGAGGAUCGAUGCCCGCAACGGUCUGGAGAACUAUGUGUACAACAUGAAGAACCAGGUGAGCGACAAGGACAAGCUGGCGGACAAGCUGGAGUCGGAGGAGAAGGAGAAGAUCGAGGCGGCGGUGAAGGAGGCCCUGGAGUGGCUGGACGACAACCAGAGUGCGGAGAAGGAGGACUACGACGAGAAGCUCAAGGAGGUGGAGGCUGUCUGCAACCCCAUCAUCUCAGCCGUCUACCAGAGGUCCGGCGGCGCCCCUGGCGGCGGCGCUUCCUCCGAAGAUGAUGAUGACUCUCACGAUGAGCUGUAGAAAAAAGAAAUGGCAUCCAUCUCUACUAGUUGAGACGUGUUUUUUUUCUCUUUUUCUUUUAGUGUAGUUUUUUGUUUUUAUUUUAUGAUUGUUGGAAGUUUGAGAACCUUUACUGUGAUUUCCCUUACCACAGUUGUCUUCUCUUGGUCGAUGUUUCUUUCCCGCCCCUUUUGGUUUUGAAAAAUCAAACCUUAGUAAUUUUCUGUUACGGGGCUCCCGUCACCCUACACUUUGCAUCUUAUCUUAAAUAUUAUAUGGUCAUGCCAAGGAGGUGUUUUGCCAAUCUUAAAAAUGAGGUUAUUUUUGGACACGUGAAAAAAGAAGAGUUAAUUUUAUAUAACUUCACAUUUGGCCUUAAGCAAUAAAGGCUAGCAAAUAGG